CCCCCUUUCUCUCGUCCUCUCCCCGGACACUGACGCACACUGGCGCAAACGCGGCGGCGGCGGCGGCGGCGACAGCGGCCAGGGAAGACAAAUGGAGGACGACUAUGCAGCACCGCAUCUUCCAACGGACAUCAUGUACAAGAUACCAACACACAUCUCUGAUCCAGCCUCCCUUGCCCGCCUCGCUUCAUCCUGCAAGUUCUGGCGCGAUCUCAUCAAGGACCCGACCUUCCUUGAUCGCCUUAGGAGGCAGCACCGUGACCACGGCUUCACCCCAUCCCUCCUUCUCGGCUUCUUCCUCCAGGAAAAGAAAAGGUCUUCCCCAGACCUCUGGAAGUAUCACAUCGACAAAACCUGUUGUUUGGCACCAAGCUUCGUGCCGAUUUCUGAAUUGUCACGAUUUGUUGGCAGCAAAUCUGCUCGCAAUGCUAUCGAGCCACUAUCCCUUGAGACCUUCAUUCCAGGUCUUGGAGCAAGCCUCAACUUCUAUAAGCCCUUUGCAUCCCAGGACAAUUUCCUGGUUCUUUGCCGCCAAUUAAAAGUCGACAAUGGUCAGGACAUGAAGGAUGUGCUAUGUGUCCGCAAUCCUCUCACUGGUGAAACCUUUGAGAUUCCUCGCCACAGAUAUGUACCUCCUAACCAUUAUGUCUUGUUUGUCACCAAUGAUGCGACAGUUAUGGACGCGUGUCCCAGUCCUUCCAACUCACUGCCAUUUUUUGUAUAAAAAAGGCAAAGCGUUUCGUCUGUGUGUGCUACAGCUCGAAGACUGAAACAUGGACAAGGGCCGAAGGAGAACCUGAGCUAAUGCCUGGCCAUUACUUGGUGUCAUCCUCAGCCACUGCUUCUGGCAGUGUCAUCCAUUGGCUCUGUGGUACUUUGGAACAAAUGUCGCUCACCCAUGUUGCCACAUUGCAUAUUGAAAAUAUGGGGCUGUCAUACCUGGAGCUCCCACCCGAAGCAAAGCACAUCAAGAUACCAGUGCUGGCGAAUUCAGCAGAUGGGGGGAUUCUGCUGCUCUUCAUGCAAGGCCUUGAGAUGUCACUCUGGAAACACACCAGUGCGCUUGGCAGUGACAGCAGCAGCAGCUGGGUGCUUUCUGAAAGGAUUGACAUGAGUAGUUCCUUGCCUCAGCGGGUGGCUACGCUGGGUAGCCGGGCAAAGGUCAGGUUGGAGAUGUUUGGAGGCAAGAGCGGGGUGGUGGUGGUCAGGGUUGUUGGAGAAGGCCUCUUUCUGUUCAGCCUCAGUGAUGGGUCGAUGAGGGAGAUUGACAGUGCGCAUGUGACCAAGGAUUACUUCCUCUGCCCAUAUGAAAUUGACUGGCUGUCCUGCCUCGCAAUCACAAACCUCGUCGUGGAUGGCUCGUUGUCGCAGGACGUAGAAAGGAAAAAGGCUCAAGAUAGAUGGAGGACAUUAAUGAGAAUGAAUUUGGUGACGAACGGAGCAUCUUAAUGGCUACAAAUUAAAGAGCGUCAACCUGGGUUUUUGGUGGGUCGGCAACCAUGAAUUCUAAUAUCGUUGACCAUGCUUCCUAUCGUAUGAUUAUCCUAGAUGGCCAUGAGUGUGUGUUACUUCAGUCUAAUGGCAUGCAUUGUGAAACUUUUCGCUCUUGUGUCCUAAUGAAACCCAAGACUUCAUAAGCUGUUUAAUAUUAUUAUGAGGUAAGUAAGCCCUGUUUAACCUAUGUUCUUUGCAUCUGAGCUGGUUUACCAUUCUGCUGAAGGGAUGUGCAACUGACGCCUUGGUAGCAUUUGUUGUCUGAUCUUUUCCACACAUCUCUCGGACCAGCGGAGCUUUUGCUCAAGACACCAGUCCAUUGUAAUUAUUUUGCCUGUACAAUGCCAAAAAAACAUUGAGAAUCACAGCAUGCUAUCGUACAGUUGGGUUAGUCAAAGGUUCAGGCUUCUGUUGGGUUAGUGAAAGAAACAUGUACAGUUGGUCAGCUUGUUUCAA
Messenger RNA from Triticum aestivum (bread wheat), 1950 nucleotides. RefSeq lists its product as uncharacterized. The coding region runs from base 92 to 724 and encodes 210 amino acids. Gene Ontology annotation, molecular function: protein binding. NCBI's taxonomy places the organism in Eukaryota, Viridiplantae, Streptophyta, Magnoliopsida, Poales, Poaceae. The transcript has 2 exons. The record is from RefSeq and is a predicted model, not a curated record.